Molecule: messenger RNA, 2375 nt
Organism: Perognathus longimembris pacificus (Pacific pocket mouse)
Lineage: Eukaryota; Metazoa; Chordata; Mammalia; Rodentia; Heteromyidae
Gene: Hbegf
Product: heparin binding EGF like growth factor
Exons: 6
Coding region: 317-937 (206 amino acids)
Biological process (GO): positive regulation of cell population proliferation; epidermal growth factor receptor signaling pathway; positive regulation of mitotic nuclear division
Molecular function (GO): heparin binding
Source: RefSeq, a predicted model, not a curated record
GGCGGAGCUCCGGCGCCGCGCGGAGCCUUAUUCCCCACGGCGCGCCGGGGGAAGCGCUCAGUCCGCCGGAGGAGCUGCACGCGGCGCGCGGCGGAGCGGCCUGACGGAGGUGCCAGGGCUCGGGCGCGGACCCCCGGGACAGCACACCCGCGCGCGGCGGCCGGGAGCCGGAGCCAAAGGGUCCCAGCCAGGCUCGCGCCCACGGAGGCCGGCGGACCCUCCCGCGCCCCCCGCCCGGCUCCCGUGCGGACGGACGCCCGGUGCCCGCCGCUUCCGAACGGAUCGCCGCCUCGCCGCUUCUGCCCUGCCUGGGAACAUGAAGCUGCUGCCGUCGGUGGUGCCGAAGCUCUUUCUGGCUGCAAUGUUCUCCGCGUUGGUGACGGGGGAGAGCCUGGAGCGGCUUCGGAGAGGGAUGGCAGCUGGAACCAGCAAUCCGGACCCUUCCACUGGCUCCACGGACCAGUUGCUACCCACGGGAGGUGCCCGGACCAGGGAGGUCGUGGACUUGGAAGAUUCAGACCUUUUCAGAGUUGCUUUAUCAUCCAAGCCACAAGCGCUAGCCACACCAAGCAAAGAAGAGACGGGGAAAAGGAGGAAGAAGGGCAAAGGAUUGGGGCGGAAGAGAGACCCAUGUCUUCGAAAGUAUAAGGACUUCUGCAUCCACGGAGAGUGCAAAUAUCUGAAGGAGCUCCGGGCUCCAUCGUGCAUCUGCCACCCGGGUUACCAUGGAGAGCGGUGUCACGGACUGAGCCUCCCGGUGGAGAAUCGCUUGUAUUCCUACGACCACACUACUAUCCUGGCAGUGGUGGCUGUGGUGCUGUCAUCCGUCUGUCUCCUUGUCAUCGUGGGACUUCUCAUGUUCAGGUACCACAGGAGAGGAGGUUAUGAUGUGGAAAAUGAAGAGAAAGUGAAGUUGGGCAUGACUAAUUCCCAUUGAAAGAGACGAUGCUCAAGGCUGUAGGAAUCUGUGAGGAUGGCUCCCUCUGAGAAGACACUAGUUGACUGCAGGCCUGGCAAGGGAAAGGACUUUCUAACUAGCCACAAGACUUUAUCAUCCCUAGCUUUGGUAUUUCGUUUGGGCCUCCUAUAAUUGCUUUGCGAAAAUGCCAGCGCCUACAAGUGCCAGAUAAUACAUCCAGUGGGACAUGGAUCAGAAGAAAACAAACACCAGGCCCUUCAGGCGCUUCUGAUUCCCUUCCACCAAUCCCACGGCUCCCAUCAGUUUAUUUAAACACUUGUCUUCUGGACUAAAAUACCAGCUAAAUUCCACAUGCUCCAGGAUCUUUGACUGAAGAAGAAGAAAAAAAACAAAGGUUAAAAAGAGGAAGAAAGACUGUGGCCUGGAAGAAAGCAACAAAGUUGAGAAGCCUGCACUUCAAGUCACCAAGGGAUCUGCUAUUUGGACUCUCCAGCGCUAGAUGAGCUAACUGUGAAAUACCACAAACCUGAGAACUCUUGGGGACUUCUACCCAGAGGAAAAAGAAAACCUAUUUUUUGUUGUUGUUGGUUUGUUUGUAAAAUGCCUUUUAAAUUAUAUAUUUAUUUUAUUCUAUGUAUGUUAAUUUAUUUAGUUUUUAACAAUCUAACAAUAAUAUUUCAAGUGCCUAGACUGUUACUUUAGCAAUGUCGUGACCCUCCUUGCCUCCCUACCAUCCAGCUUAGGGCAGCAUGCUGUCACAAAUGGAGAUGGCUCUGUGACCUGGAUGUGGUAGCUCAUUGUCUCUCUCCAUUUGUAAAGAUGCCCCAGGAGCACAGUGCCCCAGGGAAGUGCGUGCGGUCGGGAUGCAGGAAAUGACUUGGUCAGACCCACUCUAUGAGUUGGAUUGCAGUCUUGCCUAGGCGAUUUUGUCUACUGUUUGUGUUUUGAAAGCCCAAGGUGCUGAUGUCAAAGUGUAACUGAUAUCGGUGUUUCCCUGUGUCCGCUAAAUCUCACAAGAGAUUGGGUAUCCACACCUAUGGCUGUCCUAGCCGCUCAUCUCCACGAACCCAGGCCCACGAGUGGGAACCCACUCUCCCUUGUGUCAAGACAUUUCUCUUAACUCCUGCCAUUCUUCUGGUGCUACUCCACGCAGGGGUCAGUGCGGCGAAAGACAGUCUGGAGAAGGUGUUAGCAAAGGAAAAGGUUGAGGAGGAACAGGAAGCGGCAGCGUUGACCUGUUCUUGGUAAUUGAUUAACUUGCCAUUUGCUUCAGAGUAGUUUGGAGUUGGUGGCAGUUUUGGGUAGCCUUACCCAUCUUACUAAAACUACAAACAUUUGCUGUUAUGGUCCCUUUUGGAAGUUUCUGGUGCCAUAUCUGAACUGUUACAAUCUGUAUUUCCAAACCUGGUUCAUAUUUAUACUUCGCAAUCCAAAUAAAGAUAACCCUUACAUCACA